CAGUCAUUCAAUCGAGCUACAUAGUCUCGUGCUUGCGUUAAUUGCCUAUCUCAAUAUUGGUUUAAGUAAACGUACGAUUGUUAGGAAGAGCCUAAUCUAUCGCAAAGUAAUAUUUCGAGGUUAGACUGUGUAUGUCGCAUCAGUUGUAACGUUUUCAUCGAGUUCUCGUUCUUAAAAUUCAGCUAUGAUUAAAACUAUACCCAGUUUCGUUAAAAAUAUAACAAUCGAACCCGCGUUCUUCCUAUACACUGCUGUCUUUCUCAUCGCUGGAUUAACAGGUACAAAUUUAAUUAUUCAGAAAAAAUGUCGAAUCAAUAUCACAUCGGAGCCGGACCUAAGUACACCUUGUGAUGAAGAAAAAGAAGGAAUAGUAUUCGCCUCUGAAAUGGUCACAUAUUUAAAUUUCGCUAUGAUGUUUUUAUGCACUGUGUAUGGAGCUAUAGCGAUGUGCUGGAGUGACGAGGCUGGUCGACGUCGAAGACCUGUAAUUUUCUUGCCCAUAAUUGGACUAAUUCUGCAAUCAGUUGUGGCUGCUUUCAUUCGUAUUUCUGGACAUGGGAUCCCUUCUAUAAUGUAUUGUGCAAUGUAAUAUGCGAAGUAAUAACUGGCGGAAUACCAAUGAUAACGUCUGCGUGUCAAGCCUACGUAUGUGAUGCAUCAGAAGUGAAAAGUCGUACGAUGAGGUUAGGGUUUUUUCAAGCAGCUAGAACGCUAGGAGAUCUUGUGGGAUUUGGAAGUGCCGGAUUCAUACUUCGGAGAUUCGGAUUUUUCUACACGUAUCUCAUAUGCGUUGUGUUAUCUGUGGUUACGUUGAUAUUAGCUUGGGCUUUUGUCAAAGAUACAUCGGUGCCAGUUGAAAAGAAACCUCAUUUUUGGCAACGUUUCAAUGUCAUGCACAUUUGCACUAGUUUUAAUGUGAUUUUCAAAAAAAGCCUCGGAAGUAAAAGGUAUAUCGCGGCUAUUUUGCUGAUUAUUUACACUAUGGUGUUCUUCUGUACGCAGGGAGAAAAUUCAGUCCAGUAUUUAUUUCUACGGUACAAAUUUCAUUGGGAUGAACGUGAUUACAGUGCGUACGUAAUUUAUAGGUAUAUCGGAGUGAUUCUAGGCAGUGUAUUCUGCUCAGUUGUGCUGAGUAAACUGCUAAAACUGCACGAUGGAAUGAUCGGUACGAUGGCUGCAUUCUGGGAUACUAUAGCAGCCUUUGGGUACUUAUUUGCAAGCCAAAAUUGGCAUCUUUAUGUUGUUCCUUUGUUUGAUGUAUUUCAUGGCACUGUUUUGUCUGUGAGUCUUUCAUUUUUCAGCAAAUAUUACGCACCAGAUGAAUUUGGUCGUUUAACCUGUGUCCUUGCAGUAUUAGGAUUGGUGAUUCCAGCUUGUUAUCCUGCCUAUAGUACAAUAUUUCGAAAAACUAUGGAUUUUUUCCCUUCAGCGUACUUCACGUUGAGUAUAGCAGUAAAUGUCAUCGUAAUUGUCUUAUACAUCUUAGCGUAUUUUUUGAGCGUGAAAUUGAAUCAACAAGAAUCACCGCGGAAUGAAGAACGGGCAUCAUGAUGAAUAUGAUUAUUAAACAGACUUUACGCUUAGAUCACCUACCCACAUAUUUCAAAAUGAAAAUAAUUGGAGUAGUUACAUUGGUACAUUUUAAAUUUAAAUUUGUCAAUAAAAAAUUUGGAUGCACAG
Planococcus citri (citrus mealybug) is the source of this 1680-nucleotide messenger RNA. Its product is annotated as probable peptidoglycan muropeptide transporter SLC46. Gene Ontology annotation, molecular function: transmembrane transporter activity. The record is from RefSeq and is a predicted model, not a curated record. Gene Ontology annotation, biological process: transmembrane transport. Gene Ontology annotation, cellular component: membrane. Lineage: Eukaryota; Metazoa; Arthropoda; Insecta; Hemiptera; Pseudococcidae. Bases 619 to 1551 code for a protein of 310 amino acids. The transcript has 6 exons.